CUGUCAGAAAUGAUAGGAACAAAAAGAAGAAGGAACCUUCAAAGCAAGAGUCCACAGAAAACUAUGAAAUGACAGCAGAGUUGGAUGAUCUCACUGAGAAGAUCCGAAAAGCUCACCAGGAAACCUUCCCCUCGCUCUGUCAGCUGGGAAAAUACACUACAAACUCCAGCGCAGAUCAUCGGGUUCGACUGGACCUCGGGCUUUGGGACAAAUUCAGCGAACUUGCAACAAAGUGCAUUAUUAAAAUAGUGGAAUUUGCGAAGCGAUUGCCAGGCUUUACAAGUUUGACCAUUGCAGACCAGAUAACUCUACUUAAAGCAGCCUGCCUGGACAUACUG
Molecule: messenger RNA, 338 nt
Organism: Merops nubicus (carmine bee-eater)
Lineage: Eukaryota; Metazoa; Chordata; Aves; Coraciiformes; Meropidae
Product: retinoic acid receptor beta-like
Exons: 2
Biological process (GO): regulation of transcription by RNA polymerase II; retinoic acid receptor signaling pathway; cellular response to corticotropin-releasing hormone stimulus
Cellular component (GO): transcription regulator complex; nucleus
Molecular function (GO): nuclear receptor activity; nuclear glucocorticoid receptor binding; RNA polymerase II cis-regulatory region sequence-specific DNA binding
Source: RefSeq, a predicted model, not a curated record